AGCCCUAUUCCCCAAGGUUCUCCUCUUUCUGUUGUCUUCUCCAGCGGCGCUUCCACCAGAGGUUUCAGUUUCCGUUUCCGAUCUCCUUUGAUUCAUUGCAUCUUCAUCUUCUUCAAGUCGGGUUCCUGCAAGUUCUGAACCAUAAUCUGAACGCCGCUAGCCUCUCCGGGGUUUCCAUAAACCCUCUUCCUUUUAUUCUCUUCUUCUUCUUCUUCAUCGAUUUGCUGAGGCAUCGUGUCUCAGUCUCGGUUCAUUCGAGCUUGAAUUUUCGGUUCUGUUGCUGUUGUCUUACUCUCAGACUCGUCCCACUCCUCUCACUGAGUGAUUUCUUUAUUAUUUUAUAAGUUUGGGUGAAAACUGGUGCCGUUUUCCUAAUCUGUGAUGUGUCAAAGUUUUGUUUUAUUUGUAUGAAGAAGAUUAUGUUAGGUACAAGGUCUUUAAAAUGGCUUGUUCUGAGCUGAAAUUAUGAGCUUGUUUUUGGUUUGUAGAUUUGCUAGCAUUACCGGAAGCUAUUAGUUUCUGUUUGCUCCAGUGUUUGUUUGCAUAAAUAGCUAAUAUUUAUCCAAGUGCAUCAAAAUCAAGGAAGAUUAAAAGAGAGGGAAAAGAUGACAAAGAAGAAGAAGGUGCAAUGGUUCUGGAUGUGGGUGAUUGGCUCUGUCACAUUGAGGCUGAUUCUGGUGUACUUCCCUAGGAACCUCAACCUCUCUUCUCGCCCCGAAGUCUCCACUCCUCUCACAAGUCUUCGCCGCCUUGCUGAGGGUUAUUGGCUGAAGCGAUCAUCGAUGUCGCCAUAUGCUGGAUCCAUGUACCAUGGUUCUCCUUUGUUGUUGGCACUCCUCGGUCCUCUAACAGUUACAAGAAUUGAAGGGCAACCUGAUCAACUUCUCUGCAGUUUGGUUUUUGUGAUUGCAGAUGUGAUCAGUGCAACUCUCAUCCGUGCUGCCGGUAGAAGUCUUCAGGCAGCAUACAGUUCUAGUUUAAAAGUUCUUGGCCUUCAUCAGUUAUCAGAAACUUCAGAGGUUCUUCCUUCAGGAGAUUUUGCCGCUCUUGUAUAUUUAUGGAAUCCUUUCACGAUAAUUGCAUGUGUUGGUCUAUCCACAUCUGCAAUUGAGAACUUAGUUGUUGUGUUAUCACUUUAUGGAGCUUGCAAACGAUUAGCUUCACUGGCAGCUUUUGGAUGGGUUUUGGCUACACACUUGUCUUUUUACCCAUCAAUCCUUAUUAUUCCAGUGAUAUUGUUGUUGGGGUAUGGUCCUGAUGCUCCUCCUAGAAAGUUAUUCCAACGGAGGAUAAAACUUGAGGUUGGCAAUUCCUCCUCAAUUGGUAGCGAUCAUUUAAAAGAAGAGUUGAAGGAUCAAAGUAGCAUGCUAAAGGUCUUUGCAUGGAGGCUAGUUGUUCAUUUUUUGAUCUGGAUACUGCUGUGGUCAUCUUAUGUCUUAGUCUUAUGUGGCAUAUAUCUCCAAAAGCAUGGUGGUCUACAGGAGUUGUACAGAAGAACCUACGGUUUCAUCCUUACCAUACCAGACCUGUCUCCAAAUAUUGGAGUUUUGUGGUACUUUUUUGCCGAAGUUUUCGACUUCUUCAGAAGUUUCUUCUUGAUGGUAUUUCAUGGGAAUAUUCUGUUGAUGAUAAUGCCAUUAGCCUUACGGCUUAAUCACCGGCCAUGCUUUCUUGCUUUUGUAUAUAUUAUGAUUUCUUCCUUGUUGAAGUCUUAUCCUUCAGUUGGUGAUUCAGCUCUAUACUUGGGUUUACUUGGGUUAUUUUCUUAUGAACUCAAAGACAUACGAUUUUCUUUCUUGCUGUUUGCUGGUUAUGUUGGGGUUUCACUUCUCAGCCCUGUGAUGCACAACUUAUGGAUAUGGAGGGGUACUGGGAAUGCAAACUUUUACUAUGCAACUGCAAUUGCUUAUGCCCUCUUCCAGGUUGCUUUGGUGAUUGAGUGUGUUAAUUGCAUGCUUAAUCAUGAUAGAAUGGUUACAAAGCUAACUACUACGAAGCUUAAAGAUGCCAAAUCUUGAUAAUGAAGAAGUAUGAUUCUGUGUCCACUAAGCUUCAAUGGGAUGUCCCUGGUAGACUAUUUCAAUGGUGCAAGAUUGUGCUCUGUUCAACUCUUAUCAAACUAUGUAUUUGCAUGGAUGCAAGCGUUUGUAACCUUAGUUAGAAUUUGAACCAAAGGCAUUUUGGAAUUAAUGAUAGGAUAUAUUACAAGGAUAUAAAGAAGAAUCACCGUGUCUUUUUGUAGUGCUGAGAAGUGAGAAGUGAGAACUGAGAACCUUUUUUUUGUGUGAAAAAAGAAAUUGAUUUACCAUAAAGUUUUGAUGGCUUUUCUAUUGAAUAGUAA
This is a messenger RNA of Arachis stenosperma, 2341 nucleotides long. RefSeq lists its product as uncharacterized. Gene Ontology annotation, cellular component: membrane; GPI-anchor transamidase complex. The record is from RefSeq and is a predicted model, not a curated record. The coding region runs from base 606 to 2018 and encodes 470 amino acids. Lineage: Eukaryota; Viridiplantae; Streptophyta; Magnoliopsida; Fabales; Fabaceae. Gene Ontology annotation, biological process: attachment of GPI anchor to protein; protein localization to cell surface. The transcript has 14 exons.